Messenger RNA from Budorcas taxicolor (takin), 861 nucleotides. RefSeq names its product claudin-10. The record is from RefSeq and is a predicted model, not a curated record. The transcript is spliced from 6 exons. Lineage: Eukaryota; Metazoa; Chordata; Mammalia; Artiodactyla; Bovidae. Gene Ontology annotation, cellular component: bicellular tight junction; plasma membrane. Gene Ontology annotation, biological process: cell adhesion; bicellular tight junction assembly. The coding region runs from base 1 to 861 and encodes 286 amino acids. Gene Ontology annotation, molecular function: structural molecule activity.
AUGUCCAGGGCUCAGAUCUCGGCUCUGGUGUUCGGCGUCGGGGGCUUUGGCGCUCUCGUCGCGGCCACCGCGUCCAAUGAGUGGAAAGUAACCACCAGAGCAUCUUCGGUGAUAACGGCCACUUGGGUUUACCAGGGGCUCUGGAUGAACUGCGCAGCGGACGGCAUGGCGAGCACGGCGUCGGAGAUCAUUGCCUUCAUGGUCUCCAUCUCCGGCUGGGUGCUGGUGUCCUCCACGCUGCCCACCGACUACUGGAAGGUGUCCACCAUCGACGGCACGGUCAUCACCACCGCUACCUAUUGGGCCAACCUGUGGAAGACGUGCGUCACGGACUCCACGGGCGUCUCCAACUGCAAGGACUUUCCUUCCAUGCUGGCGCUCGACGGUUACAUCCAGGCGUGUAGAGGACUUAUGAUUGCCGCUGUCAGCCUGGGCUUUUUUGCUUCCAUAUUCGCCCUGAUUGGCAUGAAAUGUACCAAAGUCGGAGGCUCAGAUAAAGCCAAAGCUAAAAUUGCUUGUUUGGCUGGGAUUGUAUUCAUACUGUCAGGGCUGUGCUCAAUGACCGGGUGUUCCCUGUAUGCAAACAAAAUCACAACAGAAUUCUUUGAUCCCCUCUUCGUGGAGCAAAAGUAUGAGUUAGGAGCUGCUCUGUUUAUUGGAUGGGCAGGAGCCUCACUCUGCAUAAUUGGUGGUGUCAUAUUUUGCUUUUCAAUAUCUGACAACAGCAAAGCACCCAGAAUGGGAUACACGUACAAUGGGGCCACGUCUGUCAUGUCUUCUCGGACCAAGUAUCACGGCAGAGAAGGAGAUCUCAAAACCUCAAACCCUUCAAAACAGUUUGAUAAAAACGCUUACGUCUAA